CCCUGGAUUGCUUCUGAUGGAGAUCCAGAGACAACAGAAGAUGGUGAUCAUCAAUGGUGGUGGUUCAUGCAGUGGUGAUGCUGGAUGUGUGAUAGGCUCUGGUGGGCAGGGCUGUAACCGCUGCACCAGAUGUGGGGCAACCCGGUCUGCCAAGGAUGUGGGGCACCACCCAUAACAGCUUCAGAAACGGCAGCAAUGCAGUCCCUCCGGUCCGAGUCAACUCUGCUCCGCCCUUGGACACUGUAUCCCUCCUCACGACAGACGAAGCCGCCUUCAGCCUUGACGAGGCCGUCACCAGGUGGUUAUUCCUCACCUCCUGGUGAGAGCUCAUCAUCCGAUCACGUCCCAAAUCAGGACUCGCAUUCACCCCAGCCGCAUGCUCCACCCCAAGCACAACAUCCAGAAUCUGAAUCAGCGAGCUCUGCCCGUUACUAUUCCCCCCUUAACUGCCUCCACUCCCCCUUCCCAUCCUUCCCUUUGUCAAAAAAACACGCCGCUCGGCAACUCGGCAGCAGCCAUAUUCUUUGCUGCCUGCUAAGAAGGGACGGAUGCUGUGGUAAAAGACUUGUGGGUCGCAGUGGUUGUCCAUGCGGUCUAGUAAGAGUCCUAGUUUUUGGAUGUAGGUUGUCAUUCCGUUUAGGGCGUUCGUUACCGCGCUGAGGGUAGAGGGUGAGGACUGGUCCAACUGAGAAGGGGAGGAGGAAAGGGUUUAUAAGGCGUCGAGCAUGAUCGGGAUGAGGUAGGCGCCCUAGGCUUCCAUGGCGGCUGAGACCGAGUAGAACCGGGACUCGUCGCCCGUGAAGGUGUGCAGGGCUUAGAGGGCGUCGAGGUCGGUUGGGUCGGUGGUGGGGGAGGCGGAGGAGAAUUCCAGAGGUUGAGGCUGGCGUAGGUUGCGACAGGGGGGAUGCCUAGGUGGUGGGAGAAUG
This is a messenger RNA of Parathielavia appendiculata, 926 nucleotides long. RefSeq lists its product as uncharacterized. The transcript has 2 exons. The record is from RefSeq and is a predicted model, not a curated record. NCBI's taxonomy places the organism in Eukaryota, Fungi, Ascomycota, Sordariomycetes, Sordariales, Chaetomiaceae. The coding region runs from base 130 to 660 and encodes 176 amino acids.